Molecule: messenger RNA, 1212 nt
Organism: Cercopithifilaria johnstoni
Lineage: Eukaryota; Metazoa; Nematoda; Chromadorea; Rhabditida; Onchocercidae
Source: the annotation of a GenBank genome assembly
AUGACGUCAGUAAUAUCACCGUUAUUGCUCGUUACGAAAAGAUCAGUGCUGUCAAUUUUCCGAUAUAAGAUAUUUAAAGAUCGAUAUAUACGAGCACGAUGGGAAAGGCCGUACCUGAAAGACUUAUAUCAUCGACGAAUGUUAGGUGGAGCUGAACCUGUACUAAGUCGAUCUGCAUAUCCUAAUUGGAAUUACGAUUCUGAAAUUUAUGCCUUUGGCCAUCGAAUUGGUGCUGCAGAAACGAAUAAGGAUGAGCUAAUUCGAGCACUAACCGAUAGUUCCUUCUAUCAACGGGCUGAUAUAGUGGAGGAAUCAAUAAAUGCUCAACCAAGUAAACAAGAAAGUUAUGAAAUGAGGGAGCACAACAAGCAGCUCAUUCAACUUGGAAAUGAAUUUCUAUGGAAGAAUACAUGUGCAUAUUUACGAUACGGCUUGCUUCAUGCUCCAGAAGAACUCAUUACUAAUCUAGUUUUGAAACUAACAGCCGAUGAACAGAUCGCGAAUUUGGCUACUUAUUUAGGCAUCAAUAAUUUGAUCCGUACUGCCGAAUUCCCACCCUCAAUUCCUUCUUUGUGUAAUGCUUUUAAAGCUCUCCUCGCAACAUUACCCUACCAUAGAGCCACUGCUUUAAUACGAAAUGUAAUCGUGGCACAGCUGAGUGAUUUGGAUAUCGAAGAGGUGUUCCCAUUAGCAGAACCGUUUGCAGUACUUCAAUGCUUCAUGUCUUCCAAUGCCGGUAUGGAAGUGGAACCUCGUCUCUUGCGCUCUACCGGUGAAAUUAGUGCUGAACCAAUGUUUGUUGCUGGUAUCUACGCUAAUAAGAAACUUAUUGGACAAGGUCCUGGAGAAACAAUAUCUAUAGCAGUCGAUAUGGCCGCUAUGGAUGCACUGAUGCGAUGUUGGGGAGUUACAGCAGAUAGGAAGUUUCCGUUUAAUGAGCUUGAUUCUCUCAGUGAUCUCGACUACUUCAACAAGCCACACUAUUCUCUGCAAGAAAUUUGUGGCCCUAGUCUCGUAUUGAAAUUUGUUGAUCUGGAGGAGGAACAAGAACCGAUCAAUGUGAAUGAAGUGGCUUUAAGAUACAAGAAGGAAAUUGAAGCUGCGGUUGGUAUUCCAUUGCGACGACGAUUGCGACAUAAGUUUUCACGUGGGACGUUUGGUAAACGAACCUUUCGUUAUAUCAACAAACCAAAAAUAUAUCAGAUAUGUUGA